This is a messenger RNA of Drosophila teissieri, 1392 nucleotides long. RefSeq names its product receptor expression-enhancing protein 4. Bases 111 to 731 code for a protein of 206 amino acids. The record is from RefSeq and is a predicted model, not a curated record. Lineage: Eukaryota; Metazoa; Arthropoda; Insecta; Diptera; Drosophilidae. The transcript has a single exon.
UUGUUGACAACACACUCUCCACGCUUAUCAACUCAGUUCGUCAAUAUACAAAACCCUUACCUUUUACAACUUGUUUGCUAUUCUGUAUUAUAUUUCUAUUCAUCAGCGACAUGCUGCGCCUGGUGUAUAUUUACUACGGAACCCUGCUGCCUGGAUGGAGCACCUUGCGGGCUGUUGGACAAGGCCAAAGGCACUUCAUCGUACUCUGGCUGAAGUACUGGGUAAUCUUUGCACUGCUGCAGGCACUUGGAGUCCUUACGGACUUCCUGCUCGGUGGGCUGUCCUUCUACGCUGGUCUCAAGCUCAUCCUGUCCAUGGGCAUCUGGUUCAGUGCCCCAUACAGCACCAAUCACCUAUAUAAUUUGCUGGAUAAGCACGCUAUGGGAAUAUUCGGACCACUUGUCGAGGAAGGCUUUCGCUGGCAUGAAGAAGUCAAGAGAAACAUUUUUCGCAACUUUCUGCAAACAACACUGGGGGCAGUGAUAAUGCCAAAGGACGUGGAUGAGCAGGCUAGCGAGCCGCAGAUCAACAACCACCUCUUGAAAAAAGAACUGUCGAAUCUCAUGGCGCAGAUUGGAACGGAUAAGGCCGACCAUCGCCGUCAGCAUGAGCGCUCUAUGAGGCGAUAUUCCCCUCAGUAUUUACAAGCAGCUGAGUUGAGCCAAAGAUCGGGGGACCAGCUGAAGGGCGGGUAUAAGCCAUCUUCAGCCGUGGCAGGUCAUCCUAAGUAGCAAUAUUUUGGUUUUGCUGCCCUUUCAAGACGUUACUGAAUAAAUGCCGAUAAUACAAAAUCGGAUAAUCCAAAAUCUUGGCGUUGAAUCACUCAUGGGGAGUUUACAGAAGCAGCUGCCACUGCGUCGCGACUCGCCAUUAAUCUUCAAUUAGAAAAGUUCAAUGCCAGCGGACGGGCAUGUUAAUUGAUUCAUGGAUCGGCGCCAGGAAUCGAUGAUCCAACGAUCAGCAGCGAUUUGUUGGCCAUUGGCCCACAUUGUUAUUACAAAUUGGCGAACAAAACUGCGGCCGAUAAAAUGUUGAACGCAAAGCAGAACACUUGCACGGACCUUUGACGGCGGCGAAGCAGCUGAUUAAUUGAGAACGGCAAAGGGCAGGCAGGCGAAAACAAAAGACUGAAGCAACGAACUUGUUGCAACGGUCGCGACGCGUGUUGCGGUGUUUUUGGGGAAUGCUGCUGGUGCUGGCAACAAUCUUAAUGCAAUUAGCACACUAUUAAUCUUGAUCAAAAUCCGAAACUCAGCAAAUUCGCAAUAACAACCGCAAUGUAAGUGACGCAUUCGUCACCGCAUUGUAAAGCAAUUUGUUUUAAUUUCGCUUAUCGAUGAUUUUCGUGGAUCCGAUUUGGCAAACAAAUUCUCGAUGAGGGUCGAAACAAAU